GAGGAAGGAGGUGAGGAAACCGAGGCUCAGAGAGGGGAAGUGACUGGCCCAAGGGCACACAGCUGGGCAGUGAAGCCCCACACUGGCUGGACAUCAGAGCCACCUGGCGAGCACAUUGGAAAAUACCCAUUAACAGGCCCAUCCCAAACCUACAGAAUCAGAAUCUCCAUGUGUGGGGCCGGGGAAGAUUCUGAUUCAAGUGGUCCUCGUCUGUAUUUGCCAGCUAUUCAUCCUUUUCACUCCUUGCCACCAAACCUUCCAUGGCUCCCCACUGCUUAUGGAAUAAAGUCUGGAAUCCUCAGCCUGGUGUUCAGGGCCCUCCCACCAAGUUCAUUUUCCCCUGCUGCACUUUACCACCCAAGUCAUCACUCUCUGAUCUCACCAAACCCUUCCAGCCUCAGGACCUUUGCUCAGGGUGAGCCCUCCCUACAGAAAGUCUUCUGCAGAAGAGGCUGGAGUCAGACAGACCUGAGUUCAAAUCUAGACUUUUCCCAUUGACUAGCCUGGGACCUCAGGCAAGUCAUUUUAUCUCCCUGAGCCUCAGUUUUCCUCAUUCGUAAAAUGAGAAGAAAGAUACUUGCCUGGCAGGACGCUGCACACGUUUCAUUAGGUAAUUAAUAAUGUGAAACACCAGGAACACGGGAGGCUCCGGUACAUGGCAGCGAUCAAGGUUAUGACUCACUCCAUCUUUGCCUUCCACAAUCAUUCCUUCUGGACAAGAGCUGGAAAGGAAGCUACAAUGGGUGUCUGGCAAGUGGGGACAAGGGCCGCCGCCGAAGCCGCCUGGCACUGAGCCGCCGGCCACACGCCAACGGAGUGAAGCCGGACGUCAUGCACCACAUCUCCACACCGCUUGUGUCCAAGGCACUGAGCAACCGUGGCCAGCACAGCAUCUCGUACACACUGUCCCGGAGCCACUCGGUCAUAGUCGAGUACACACAUGACAGUGACACAGACAUGUUCCAGAUUGGCCGCUCCACGGAGAACAUGAUCGACUUUGUGGUAACAGACACGCCCCCUGGAGGAGGGGCUGCCGAGGGCCCCUCUGCCCAGAGCACCAUCUCCCGCUAUGCCUGCCGCAUCCUUUGUGACCGCCGGCCGCCCUAUACCUCCCGCAUCUAUGCCGCUGGCUUCGAUGCCUCCAGCAACAUCUUCCUUGGAGAGCGGGCAGCCAAAUGGCGGACCCCUGACGGCCUGAUGGACGGCUUAACCACCAACGGGGUCCUGGUGAUGCACCCAGCAGGCGGCUUCUCUGAGGACUCGGCCCCGGGUGUCUGGCGGGAGAUCUCGGUCUGUGGGAAUGUAUAUACUCUGAGGGACAGCCGCUCGGCACAGCAGCGGGGGAAGCUGGUGGAAAACGAGUCCAACGUGCUGCAGGACGGCUCCCUCAUUGACCUGUGUGGAGCCACGCUGCUGUGGCGCACGCCGGCGGGGCUGCUGCGGGCGCCCACGCUGAAGCAGCUGGAGGCCCAGAGGCAGGAGGCGAAUGCGGCGCGGCCCCAGUGUCCCGUGGGCCUCAGCACCCUCGCCUUCCCCAGCCCGGCCCGUGGCCGCACGGCACCCGACAAGCAGCAGCCCUGGGUCUACGUCCGCUGUGGCCACGUCCACGGCUACCACGGCUGGGGCUGCCGGCGUGAGCGGGGCCCCCAGGAGCGCGAGUGCCCUCUCUGCCGCCUCGUGGGGCCCUACGUGCCCCUGUGGCUCGGCCAGGAGGCCGGCCUCUGCCUGGACCCCGGGCCGCCCAGCCACGCCUUCGCACCCUGUGGCCACGUCUGCUCUGAGAAGACUGCCCGCUACUGGGCUCAGACGCCACUGCCCCAUGGCACCCACGCUUUCCACGCUGCUUGUCCCUUUUGCGGGGCCUGGCUCACUGGCGAGCAUGGCUGUGUCCGCCUCAUUUUCCAGGGGCCGCUGGACUAGGCUCCCUGGGGGCCCCCUGCUGCCGCGCCCGCCUGCCCACCCAGGUCCCCCACCUCCUGCAGCCCAGAGGGAGCUCUGCAUGUGGGACUCUACCUGCUGGCACAUCGCCACACCAGAUGGACACGUUGGAUGGGUGGUGCCCUUUCCCUCUUAACUCUGGCUCCAAAGGGGGGGUCUCUGGGACCCCUACCUUGGUCAGAAUGAUGGGGCCUCAGCACCAGCUCUGUCCCAGGCUGAUGGAGGGAGGCUCAACCCUACGCCCUGGCCCUUCCUGGGGCAUCCCACAUCAUGCCGCCUACACUGUGCCCCUGGGGGAAUGAAGGGGCCAUGGGCCCCUGACCCCCAGCUUAGGCUGGCUGUGCCCUGAGCCUGCCAACCCAGUUCCAGAUAAUCACCCUGCUGCUGCCCUGGGUUCCUCUAUAAACCUUGCUGCUCAGCUGCCCUCACAAA
Molecule: messenger RNA, 2370 nt
Organism: Balaenoptera ricei (Rice's whale)
Lineage: Eukaryota; Metazoa; Chordata; Mammalia; Artiodactyla; Balaenopteridae
Gene: PELI3
Product: pellino E3 ubiquitin protein ligase family member 3
Exons: 7
Coding region: 832-1920 (362 amino acids)
Biological process (GO): regulation of Toll signaling pathway; protein K63-linked ubiquitination
Molecular function (GO): ubiquitin protein ligase activity; protein binding
Source: RefSeq, a predicted model, not a curated record